AUGUCCUCGUCACCCGCCGACCAACCUCGAAGCAGCCGCGAGCUCAACACAAUCGAGGAAGCCAUUGAAAGCUUCCGUAACGGGGAAUGCCUUGUGGUCGUCGACGAUCUGGAGCGGGAGAAUGAAGGAGACCUGGUCGUUGCCGCGUCGAAGAUCACAACGGAGAUGAUGGCUUGGAUCAUCAAACAUUCUAGCGGGUAUGUCUGCAUCGCUCUCCCCGGUGAACGAUUGGACGAACUGAAAAUCCCCUUGAUGAUUGAAACCAAUACGGAGAAGCACAAAACCGCAUAUACUCACACGGUUGACUACAAAUACAAUACCACAACUGGAAUCUCGGCUCAUGACAGGGCGUUGACUGCCUCCAAAUUAAGUGAUCCAUCAAGUCAGCCCGACGACUUUACUCGGCCAGGACACAUGGUUCCUCUACGAGCUAGACAAGGGGGCGUUUUGACGAGAAGAGGACACACAGAAGCAGCGAUUGACCUUUGCAACCUAUCUGGCCUACCUCCAGCCGGUCUGAUAUGUGAGCUGGUCAAGCCGGAUUGCCCUAUGGGGUCGAUGGCCCGUCGCGACGAUUGUGCACAGUUUGCGAGCCUGUGGAAUUUGAAGAUGAUCAGCAUUGAAGAUCUUGUUCAAUAUCGGCGCAGGUUGCUUCAGAGCUGA
This is a messenger RNA of Puccinia triticina, 663 nucleotides long. RefSeq lists its product as uncharacterized. Gene Ontology annotation, molecular function: 3,4-dihydroxy-2-butanone-4-phosphate synthase activity. The record is from RefSeq and is a predicted model, not a curated record. Lineage: Eukaryota; Fungi; Basidiomycota; Pucciniomycetes; Pucciniales; Pucciniaceae. The transcript has 4 exons. Bases 1 to 663 code for a protein of 220 amino acids. Gene Ontology annotation, cellular component: mitochondrial intermembrane space; cytosol. Gene Ontology annotation, biological process: aerobic respiration; riboflavin biosynthetic process.